Messenger RNA from Dioscorea cayenensis subsp. rotundata (Guinea yam), 666 nucleotides. RefSeq lists its product as uncharacterized. NCBI's taxonomy places the organism in Eukaryota, Viridiplantae, Streptophyta, Magnoliopsida, Dioscoreales, Dioscoreaceae. The transcript is spliced from 3 exons. The record is from RefSeq and is a predicted model, not a curated record. The coding region runs from base 1 to 666 and encodes 221 amino acids.
AUGAGGUUGUCAGAGACUGCUGAGAAGCUCAAAAAAAGGGCUGCUACCAAAAUUCAUGAUGGCCAGGAAAGUGAAGCAAGGGAUCUGCUUAUACAAAAAAAGAAGUUGAUGAAGGCUCUGGAGAGCUCGAAAAGCCGAAUCGAGGUUCUCGAUAAACUUUCGGCUAAGUUACAAGAGGUGAUCUCUUCCAAGGAAGCACAACUAAUAGAAAAUGUUGCCGUUAAUCCUUCUAGUAAUGCAGAGGACCGAGGUUAUCCAAUUCAUUUCAUAAAUCCAAAGGGUGAUGUUAGUGAAGAUUUAAGUACAACAGGCUCCUUUGACCGAUCUGGUAUGGAAUCAAGUGUCAAAGAAGAACUAGAGUCUCAAAGUUUGGAAGAUGAUGAACCUCAACCAGUUGUCGGCGAUCCUCCUGAAACUCAUUUUUCGAGUGUCAUUGAGAGGACAAGCAGUUCAAAUGGCACUCCCUCUUACAAUGAUUUCAGAUUACGUGCCAUUGAGCAGCUUAAAAAUGUUGAAGAAGAUAUGGUGAUAUUCUUAAGGCUUUUGAUAACAGAGAGUGAAAGCAAGAAGAUAACUAAAAAUGCACAACAGAUACUAGAAGUGCUUGAGGAUCUACAAAGGAUAAGAGAAAGGAUUCAGGUUAUUUUUACAGAAGAAACCAUGUGA